Molecule: messenger RNA, 1132 nt
Organism: Octopus sinensis (East Asian common octopus)
Lineage: Eukaryota; Metazoa; Mollusca; Cephalopoda; Octopoda; Octopodidae
Exons: 3
Coding region: 251-595 (114 amino acids)
Cellular component (GO): membrane
Source: RefSeq, a predicted model, not a curated record
UUUUUUUACAGAUGAAAAAAAAUCUAACGAGCCGGCGGCUGCUCCACCCGGAUACGUUGAAAGCACUGGGUAUCCAUCCCAACCUGGAUAUCCACCCCAACCUGGAUAUCCAUCUCAACCUGGAUAUCCACCCCAACAGGGAUAUCCACCCCAACAGGGAUAUCCACCCCAACAGGGAUAUCCCCCACAAGCUGGAUACCCCCCACAACCUGGUUACCCUUCAGCUUAUCCAGUGCAACACCAACCACAAAUGCAGCAACAACAACAAUCUGUUAUUGUUACCAACCAGCCACAGCAAUACCAUGAAGAUAAGAUGCUAGCAGCAGUUCUUGUCACCCUUUUCUGUUUUUGUCCAACAGGCAUUGCUGCUAUUAUAUAUGCAGAUAAAGCAAACACAAUGGCCCGAACUGGUAAUACAGCAGGCGCACAGGAAGCUAACAAUAGUGCAAGACAAUUUAUCAAAAUAUCAAUUAUUGUUGGUAUUAUUGGGAGUGUUAUAGCUGCAGCAAUAAUAAUUGCUGUCAUUGUUAUAGGUACAACAGCUGCUGCCUCUGCAAGUAAUUAUGUGCAGAACAGUUACGGUAAUUCAUAUUAAAUGGAGAGUCUUCACUUUUUUUUUAUUCAUGUUUUAAUCUAAUCAUUAAAAACAUGUUUAAAUGCAUUGGGAACUACAAUCAACAAACUACAUAUUUCUUAUUAAACGAAAUAACUUCAAAUAUUAAACAAUGAUAUAUUCUGAUCGGUGAACUCUACAACCCCAGCCUGAUGGCAAGAACCAGUAAAGGAGUAGAACCAAUAAAGAAAUAUAGAGAUAUUCCUACACAACUUGUACUAUUCCUCCCGUCCAGUUCAAUCACCCAAGAAAGCAUUAGGUGAUGCUGUGGCAUUUUGCUUUUACUUAAAUGUUUUUUACCAUUAUCUCAAAAACAUUCAAAGUUUAAAUCCAUUGUAUAAACAUAAAUGUUAAACAAAGCGUAUAUUAAACGCUUUCCUAAUUUUUUCAAAAUGUUGCCUUAAAGUCAGUUAUUUAUAUGAGAGUUAAAAAUCCAACUGAUGCACAACAAAUAAACUGUUAUACAAAGAUUUUACAUAAAUGGCUAAAAGUGAAAACUACAUUUAAAUAUUGACUGCA